ACACGCGAAGAAACACACCCUGUCUGUCUACUGUAUGAUACGCCUCCUACUCGGUGAGAAUUUGUCUAGUUUUACAAUUCGAAAUAGCUCUUUUCAGAAUAUGAGCGUGGCAUCUGUGACUUCGAAUAUUAAAAAAAAAUGAAGACCUGUCCUUCCGUCCUGCUUCAUUCCUGGAAAUGCUUAAAGUACUUCCAUGGAUCAUGCCUCCAUAACUCAGGCAUGACGAUUUUUCCUUUUAAAUGGGAAUGCUACUUUGCCAUUUUACUGGUGAAAUUCCAAGUGCCCACGCCACCAUGCUGCAAUUGCAUCCUAUCAUGGAUGCUAGACGUUUCUCUUCCUUCGCCAUGCACUUCAAUUCUUAUGGUAAAGGAGGGGGAAGACAGUCAAAGACAAAACUUAACAGCUUGAUGGGGAAAUGCUGUAGCCGAAGAGGCACUGUAAUGAUGUCAAAAAAGGAUCCACAGUUGCGGUCAUACAUUGAUGAGAAGGGGGAGGAGGGCUUAUGGAGUGUGAUUAUCCCCACAUACAACAGGCUGCCGAUAUUGAGCAAGUGUUUGAAGGCAGUGGAGGAACAGAGUAAUUACAGAGAGUCGGGUAUUAAGGAGUAUGAGGUAAUUGUAGUGGAUGAUGGCUCUACAGAUGGUACUCUCCAUUUUCUGUUGAGUGAUGAUGAAGGACACCUUUCCUGUGAAGAAUUUAUCAGCUCUAGCAAACGCUUUCCUCAUGUGAAGGUCCUGCAGCAGAAUCAUGGAGGUGCAGCAAGGGCUAGGAAUUUAGGCUUCUUGCAUUCCAGGGGCUCUGUCAUUGUGUUUAUUGAUUCGGAUAUGGUUGUCACCCCUGAUUUUCUGAAAGAUCACGCUCGGGAACUGUACCAAUGUUUUCUCACAGACGGGGAUGACGCAACUUUUACAUAUGGACGUGUUAUAAACACCCACAAUUUCGAAAAUCCACAGUCGGAGCCCUUCAAACUUACAGACUACUCUACAGCCUUUUUUGCUACUGGCAAUAUUGCAAUAUCUCGGAAGCGCUUGGCACAAGCAGCAGCUAUGCUUGGUGAACUGUCAGAGGGCCCCUUCGAUACAAAAUUCAGCGAGUAUGGGUGGGAAGAUUUGGAACUUGGAGUUCGGUUGAAGAAAGGAGGAGCAAAACUGAAGCAUGCACCUGCUGCAGUUGGAUACCACUGGCAUCCCGCGUUUAGCUAUGAUCAGCUUCCCAUGCAGAUUGAGCAGGAGAAGCAACGAGGUCGAAGUGCUGCAUAUUUCUAUCAAAAGCACCCUGUCUAUAGUGUGCGUUAUAUGAUACAAAUGACCCCCAUACAUCAAAUGUUAUGGUUCCUUCUCACAUUAGGUGGUACUAUAAAUGAGAAGACUCUUGAACCAUUUAUUAAAAUUUUGGUUGUUUUAGGACAACCUCAGCUUGCAAAGGCAUUGGUAUCGCCACUUCUCAACUGGUAUAGUGUUCAAGCAACAAAUGAAGCAAUUAAAAAAUUGAAAUGAAUAGAUAACUUAGGUUCAUUGUAAGCAUUGUCAUAUAUGGAACAUCCAAACUUAAUAAUCAAAAGGUAAGGGUGAUUCAUUCUUGGAACCAUAUGAGGUUCUUAUUAUUGUCAUUUUCCAUGUUCAAAUUAUUUAUAGUUGAAUCAAAUGGGAUCUUCCAUGACAUUAUAAUUGAUUGAUAUUUUUAUAUGCAUUGAAAUUGAAUAAUGUUUAGAGGUUGAGAAUUCUACUUU
This is a messenger RNA of Cryptomeria japonica (Japanese cedar), 1729 nucleotides long. RefSeq lists its product as uncharacterized. The transcript is spliced from 4 exons. The record is from RefSeq and is a predicted model, not a curated record. Lineage: Eukaryota; Viridiplantae; Streptophyta; Pinopsida; Cupressales; Cupressaceae. Bases 240 to 1496 code for a protein of 418 amino acids.